AAGCUUUACACUUAGUUGGCAGCGAAUCGCCAGUUCCGUACACCCGUAGGUUUUUGCUCUCUCCAUUUCUCUUUCUCUCUUGACGUGUUUCGUCAUCAAAACAAAUAUGGCGUCGCCCACGGAGCAACCAAAUGUUCGCCAGUAGUUAGCCAAUAACAGCUAUUCUUGUAGAGUUUCUCCGUGUCCACGGUGGCAUAGCAGUUAUCUUGUGUACGGGCUGGAGCUUGCUGGCGAGUGAACUGCGAGCGCGUUUUACAAGAACCGUUUCUGCGUGCUGUGCCUGCGAGGCAAGAAAGAGGUAAUUGUUACUCCCGACUAAUUAGAGCAAUAAAGAGGCGUCAGGAUAGAAUAUCUAUAUAUCUAUCUGCAGAAUAAGCAUGUAAUAGUAAUAUAGGCGAGGGACGAGGCGGCCCGUUCUUCAUUGUUAGUCUGAGCAGCGUACAUGAACGCUGCAGGAUGAAUGUCUGCUAGGGUCCAUGAUGCCUCUGUAAGGGUUUCCACUCGACACUGUAGACAGCGACAGAAACAAAUACGGAAGAACGCCCGUAAUCGCUCAUAUGUUUUCAACUUUAAGGGAGAAUCCAUCAGCUCAAGCUACCCUCCGAGCAUAUGAGCGAUAUGGAGCCAUCAAUGGAGAAUUUUUGGUUGUUAAGACUUGUGUUCAAUGUAAUAGGUUAUGCCACUGUAGCAUUACCCAUGUUUCUUCUCGUAUGGUAUAUCAAGAAGAAUAAGUUAUGCCAAAGUGAGAAAAACCGCAGGAACUGGCUGGUGAGACUUUCCCGACUUUUGGUGUACGGUAAACUCGACUACGAGCGUGUCUCAUUGGAACUCCGCGGUUCGGCCGAGCAGCCAACGGAGAAGCAACGCACUUUUAUAGGUAAAGCUUUCGUCCUGAGUUUUUGCUUCAUCGGACUGCAGGUGUCGUACCUGACAUGGGGCGUACUUCAGGAAAAAAUCAUGACCCAAAAAUACUAUUCGAACGCGUCGGAGACUGGUCAGUCGUUUAACAACUCACAAUUUCUCGUGUUCGUUAAUCGAGUUUUAGCAUUCGUAUUAGCUGCCGUCUAUCUUGUUGUCGCUCCAAAGCAACCCCCGCACACGGCACCCCUUUAUAAGUACUUCUACUGCUCGUUUUCCAACGUCCUCUCAUCGUGGUUCCAAUACGAGGCGCUUAAAUUCGUCUCUUUCCCUACCCAAGUCCUUGCCAAAGCUUCGAAAAUCAUUCCCGUUAUGCUGAUGGGUAAAGUUGUGUCGCGGAAGAGCUACCAAAAUUACGAAUACGUUGUCGCGGUAAUGAUCUCGCUUGGCAUGAGCAUGUUUCUGCUAUCGAGGCCCGUCAACUCAAACAAGCCCCGGGUCGAAUCAACUUCAUUUUCCGGAGCGAUCAUACUUGCCACGUACAUGCUUACUGAUUCAUUCACAUCGAACUGGCAGGGCGAACUAUUCAACAAGUACAAGAUGUCCUUCAUUCAGAUGAUGUGUGGAGUUAACCUCUAUUCUACGUUAUUAACGUUUGUGUCACUUCUGCAGCAGGGCGCACUCAUGACGUCACUGCGGUUCGCAUCGACGCACUACAUGUUUGCCUACGACUGUAUUGUGCUAUCGAUUUGUUCGGCUACCGGACAGUUGUUUGUGUUCUAUACAAUUUCACAAUUUGGUCCAGUUUCUUUUGUUAUUAUGAUGACAAUCCGGCAGGCAGUUGCAAUCCCUCUAUCGUGCUUGAUCUAUCGGCACAGUAUCGAUGCGCUCGGCAUAACCGGCAUGGUCAUCAUUUUUACUGCCAUUUUCUUCAAGAUCUGGUACGGUCAACGGCGGAAACGGAAGCCAGCAAGUGUUCGAUUUGGAACAGGAGGAUCUCCGACGAAACCAGCUACGCGUAAUGGACAGUACGAACAUCCUGAUCAGGAACGACUAGUGGCACAACAACGAGAGGAGGAAACUGUCUAGAAAAAAAAAAAAAUAUCUGAUGUAUUGUAGACUCGUUCAAUUGUAGGAUGUGACUGCUCUAUAGGACUCACACUCGUACUAAGAUCAACGGAUAAACUUUUUAUAAGCGAUAUCGUUAGAAGGAAUCUGCUCGUACGUAGAAAACGUAGACACAUUAAGUGAUGAUAAAAAGAAAUUUACUUGAGACAGACCUUGAUGCAAUUUAACUCUAAUGUAUUCGUUGUUGUUUUGUAAUACUGCAUGAAUAAUGAGAUCAAAUCUUAUUACUUUGCCCAUAUUCUUUAUUAUUUUGUGUCUCUCUUGUCGACUUUGGUAGCGGUAUAAUAUCUAACUGGAUUUCCUUGGGUUACAUAGUCAUGUAUUGAAAAAUAUAUGAAUGGUGACAGAUCGAUAACGAACCUCGUGAUUUUAUUAGCAGCGAGAUUAAAACCGUCUAUCAUUCUAGGCCGUGAUCUACGCUUUAGAAAAACUGCUGUAUAUUUUUGGAUUUAUAUAAUCGGUACUGAGAAGACAGUUCGUAGUUUAUGACAAAAAACAACUUUCAUAGAUAGGAUUUAACUGGACGCAUGUUUUUUAAACAUAUCCAAACACCAAAAUAAUGCAUUUACGGAUAUUUGAACGUAUGCCUCGAUUCAUGCUUUGUUUUUCAGUUUUUUAAAUGUAGUAUAAUAUUUUUUUUAUUAAAGUGACACUACUUACGUGGUCGCAAUGCUGGCUGCUAGAGGUAGCCGUUAACAUGGACGUUUCUACAAGACAGAUUGAUUACAAGUCUCCCAAUUCCAAUAUAUAUCCAACCAUAUAUCCAUAUUGAGAAUCUGAUAGUUAUGGGACAAGCUUCACACGUACAAAGUGAGCCCUACUUAGAUAACUAAAGUGUGCUCUGUCAGACGUUCAUAAGACAGUGGCACGGAAGAACUCGUCUGUAUAAUAAAUAGCGAACGAUCCAACGAUCAAUACGAUAAAUAUUGGUACUGUAAAUAAGACGUGCUACCUAAAAAGGGACUAGCCUCAGUGGCCUCAGCUAGAAAUUCUCAGUAGAGAAUAAAAUAUUGUGGGACACAGAUAGAGUAAACUGAGCUCAUGUUAGGCCUUUUAUACGUAGAUCAGUAAUUCAGUGAUUGAUUUGCUUGAACAAACGUUUCGUUUGACCACUCGGUGAGAAAGAAUUAGACAAAAUAUUUUUUUCGUGCCAUUCGUUUUGCAGCGCAAAAUGGCCCAUACAUUUUUGUAUAACAAAGCCUGUUUACAUCAAAAACUAGAUACAAUAUAUUAACAUUUCUGCAAUAAGCUAAAUGGAAAACGGCGCAAGUAUACUAGUUUACUGAUACUAGAAAGUAUUCCUGUCUCUUGUCUUGCAGCAUAAUGUACAACCUCUGUGUUCG
This is a messenger RNA of Varroa destructor (honeybee mite), 3329 nucleotides long. RefSeq names its product adenosine 3'-phospho 5'-phosphosulfate transporter 1 (gene sll). NCBI's taxonomy places the organism in Eukaryota, Metazoa, Arthropoda, Arachnida, Mesostigmata, Varroidae. Gene Ontology annotation, molecular function: 3'-phosphoadenosine 5'-phosphosulfate transmembrane transporter activity. Gene Ontology annotation, biological process: 3'-phosphoadenosine 5'-phosphosulfate transport; transmembrane transport. Gene Ontology annotation, cellular component: endoplasmic reticulum membrane; Golgi membrane. The record is from RefSeq and is a predicted model, not a curated record.